This is a messenger RNA of Penicillium waksmanii, 2646 nucleotides long. RefSeq names its product putative SNF2 family helicase/ATPase PasG. Gene Ontology annotation, cellular component: pericentric heterochromatin; nucleus. Gene Ontology annotation, biological process: lymphocyte proliferation; DNA methylation-dependent constitutive heterochromatin formation; negative regulation of gene expression via chromosomal CpG island methylation. Gene Ontology annotation, molecular function: ATP binding; chromatin binding; ATP-dependent chromatin remodeler activity. The coding region runs from base 1 to 2646 and encodes 881 amino acids. NCBI's taxonomy places the organism in Eukaryota, Fungi, Ascomycota, Eurotiomycetes, Eurotiales, Aspergillaceae. The record is from RefSeq and is a predicted model, not a curated record. The transcript has 4 exons.
AUGGCGACGACCGGAUCUCCGACCGCCACCCCGACUGAUUCCCGUGCUGGCACCAUGCAGCCAGAGUCUACCUUGCCUUCGUCCCCAAUGACCGAACUCACAAAUGGAGAGACGAAACCUGUUUCAGACAGCGAGGGAACUGGUGGACAGGAUCAAUCGACAGAGAAGAAGGAUGAAGAUAUCGAAGGCAUGGAUACCAAGGCUAAGGGCCUGAUGCACUUGUUGCAGAGUAGCUCGUUAUUUGUCGCACUUAUGUCGGAGAAGAUGAAAAAGCAGCAAGAAGAGGCUCGACAGCGAGCUACGAAACGCCAGCAAUCUGCCGCCGACGAGAAAGACAAGCCUGCAGCGGCACCCGCAACCACAAAUACCAAUCGACGCGGCACAAGAAAUCGAAAGUCAGGAGCUGCAGUUUCAGAAGAGGCUCCAACAGCGAACGAUGCACCCUCACAGAAGAAAGGCCGCACAACAAGGAAGAGUGGUGGUGGCACUAUCUCGAACUACUUUAAAAAGGCCGAGGUGGAGGUCAAGGAAGACAAUCCCACCGUGCAGGAGGUGCUGGAGAAUGCAGCUGAUGAAUACGAGUCAAAGCCCACUGCCAUCGGCGAGCAAGAACUCGUUGCGACCCAACAACCGGCGCUGAUCACGGGUGGCAAGAUGCGCACAUAUCAGCUAGAGGGCCUUGAGUGGCUGAAGACCCUAUGGAUGAACGGUCUCUCCGGUAUUCUGGCCGACGAAAUGGGACUGGGAAAGACAAUCCAAGCCAUCUCAAUGAUUGCUUUCCUGAAGGAGAAUAAUGUCUCCGGGCCCUUCUUGAUCGCUGCCCCGCUCAGCACAGUGAGUAACUGGGUAGAUGAGUUCAAGAGGUGGUGUCCGAAGAUCAAGACGGUCCUAUAUCAUGGAUCCAAAGCCGAGCGAGAAGCACUCCGCACCAAGCAUAUGAAAAUGCGCAACCAAGGAGAUAUGGACUUCCCCGUUAUUUGCACCUCUUAUGAGAUUUGUAUGAAUGAUCGUAAAUUCCUCGGGCAGUACCAAUGGAGGUACAUCGUUGUGGACGAGGGGCAUCGCCUGAAAAAUAUGAAUUGCCGUCUUAUCAAAGAGCUUAUGGCCUAUCGAUCUGCCAACCGCCUAUUGAUUACGGGAACGCCGCUGCAGAAUAAUAUCUCUGAGCUUUGGUCACUAUUGCACUUCCUCCUACCGGAAGUCUUUGAUGAUUUAAAUAGCUUCGAAAGCUGGUUCGACUUUUCAUCCGUACUCGAUGAUAGCGGCAAAGCAGAGCUCCUCGAACGCCGGAAGCGCAAUCUUGUGACAACAAUGCAUUCAAUUUUGAAGCCUUUCCUUCUGCGGCGAGUCAAGACAGAUGUCGAAACCGAUCUGCCAAAGAAGCGCGAGUACAUUUUGUACGCUCCUCUUACAUCCGAGCAAAAAGAACUUUACAGAGAGAUCCUCAGUGGCACAGGCCGACAGUACCUUGAAACAAAGGCUCUGGAGCGUUUGACAGCCAAGAACCCAACUCUCUCCCGCUCGUCAAGCCGAAAGCGACGGCGGGAAAGCAGCGAGUCCGAAACACCCAACAAGAGUAUCCGAUCAAGUGGAGCUUCCACUCCUAGCGCGAGUGCCAGUGUCAGCACCAGCUCUAGUCGCCGUCGCCGCGGUCCUCAAAGUUACAAAGAAAUGGGCGACCGGGAGUUCGAUGCGAAGCUGCGUAUGCUUGACAAGGGAAUCGAAGUCGAGGAAGAGGAAGCUGAACCAAGUGAUACCGAGCUCGAGGAGAUUGAAAGAGCUGAGACAAUUAAGCUCGCUAAAAAGGAAAUUGCCCAGAAAAAGAUGCAAAACCCUGUCCUGCAGGCCCGUUUGGCUUGCAAUUCCCCGCACAAUUUCUACUGGCCUUGGACAGAUGAAACGUCCGAUGUCGACGAGUCUCUCGUGUCGGCUUCCGGGAAGAUGCUUCUCUUGGACCGACUUGUCCCCCAUCUCUUGAAGAGGGGACACAAGAUCCUAAUAUUUUCUCAAUUCAAGACCCAGCUGAGUAUCAUUGAAGAAUGGUCUACCCAACUCCGGUCUUGGCCAUGCUGUCGCAUUGAUGGAGCCAUGGCUCAAUCCGAACGCCAAGCCCAAAUUAAAUUAUUUAACACAGACAAUAGCCACAAAAUCUUCCUCCUCAGCACCCGCGCCGGUGGACAAGGUAUCAACCUGACUGCUGCCGACACGGUGAUUCUCUUCGAUUCAGACUGGAACCCGCAACAAGAUCUGCAAGCCCAGGACCGCGCCCACCGCAUCGGUCAAAAGAAGCCCGUGAUCGUGUACCGACUCGCGACAAAAGGAACGGUAGAACAAACUCUACUUGAAAAGGCAGACUCCAAGCGCCGGCUCGAGCGACUUGUGAUUCAAAAGGGCAAGUUUCGCUCAUUGCUGGACACGAGUGCCAAUGCCCAAGAGCUCGAAGACUUGCGCCAGGCUCUUGGAGAAGAUGAAUUCGAGCGCUUCGAGCUUAAUGAUCAGUCGAUUCUUUCGGAUGAAGAACUCGCUAUCUUGACAGAUCGGAGCGAAGAGGCUUAUUCCCGUGCUGAGAAGGGUCUUGAUAAGACUGGUCAUGCCUUUGUGGCUGUGGAGACAAAGCGUGGUGGUGAAGAGUCUCUGAUGUCUUGA